Messenger RNA from Plectropomus leopardus (leopard coralgrouper), 5352 nucleotides. Lineage: Eukaryota; Metazoa; Chordata; Actinopteri; Perciformes; Serranidae. The record is from RefSeq and is a predicted model, not a curated record.
CUCUGCCAGGAAAGCACUGUUACAAGGGCAAAGCCUGCGUUAGAGGGAUCAGCUUUACAAACUGAAGGAUUUUAACCUCAUCUGUUCUGCGUUGGUGUUGGGUGAAAUGAAAUACAUUUGAAUUCUGGACCUGCCCAGUAAUGAGUGGGUCUGUGAACUGAGAGGACCUCUGCAGGAAGAGAGACUGCCAUAAAGCUUACUGGUGAUGGACAGCCUUUGAAGGCAAGCCUGUCUUUUUAGCAAGGAGACUGUGCUGGAACUACAGCCUGGUGAAAAAGACAAGUAGCUGGAAAAAUGUAAAAAAAAAAAAAAAAAAAAAAAUGCAGCUACUAUAUUCUGCCUCACGGGAAAACAGAUAAUUCAUCCUCUAAAACAACCAUGUAUGAACAACAGGCCGAAGUCACAUCACCUGACAAUCCAUUGGAGGAAGAGAGACCAGUAUCUCCUGCACCCAGCAAUGUUUCCAUGAAGAGUGACUGGUCCAAGGAUGAUCCUCUCAACUUCAGUGAACGAAAACCAGGUCCAUUGGAGGAAGAGAGACCAGUUUCCCCUGCACCCAGCAAUGUUUCCAUGAAGAGUGACUGGUCCAAGGAUGAUCCUCUCAACUUCAGUGAAGGAGAACCAGGCCCGCUUGAGCACAGGAGACCAGUCUCUCCUGCACACUGCAAAGUUCCUGAGGAUGAUCCACUCAGGUUCAUGUCUGAGUCAAGCAGUGCUCCCAAGACAACUGACCAGGAUGGGCAUGACCUCAGCAAAGUGGAAAUAAAAAUCAAACAAAAACUCACACAAGACCUGAAGGAGAGAAUUUGCCGUGAGCAUGAGGUCGAACUGAGAAAGGACAGUGACACAGAACUCUUCAAGAUAGAAGAUGGCAAGGCUAAAGCACAGAAAUUUGAUUCAUUAUUUCCUACAUCAAGGAAAAACAAAGAGCGAACAGUACUAAUGAAGGGCGUGGCUGGGGUUGGUAAAACAUUCCAAACAAAGUUGUUCAUGGUAGACUGGGCAAAAGGAAAAACCAACAAAAACAUAGACUUCAUAGUGUCAUUUAAGUUCAGUGAGUUGAAUUCAAAAACUGGCAAACCUCAAAGCAUGAAAGAGCUGCUUUGUCAUUCCCUCAGUGAUAAACGUGAAGAUUGCAAGUAUGACAACUAUAGAAUAGCCUUUGUCCUUGAUGGAUUGGAAGAAUGUAAACUUCCUCUUGAUUUUGCAAAGAACGAGAAGUUCACCGAUAUGGAAAAGCCAGCCAUGAUGGAUGUGCUGCUAACAAAUCUCAUCGAGGGGAAUCUGCUCCCCUCUGCUCGUCUCUGGAUCAUCUCCCAACCUUCAGGAGUUGACAAGAUUCCUCCCGAAUUCAUUCACAAAGUGACAGAAUGUCGAGAGACCUCCAAGCGACGAGAGAAGCUGGCCUCAGCACUGAGAAAACGAUUUCUGAGUGAAAUCACUCAAGAUGAAGACUUAAAUCAUCCUAACCAGAAAAACACAGAACACAUCAUGAGAGAACACAGAAGUGGUGAGGUCAGUGAUGACGAGAAAAAUGGAUGUACUGCUGCAAAAUCAGUGGUACAGGUGAAUUCAGUAUCUGAUAUCUUUAAAGAUACAAAAGGACAAACGACCAGAACUGUACUGACUACUGGAGAAGCUGGUAUUGGAAAAUCCUUCACUGUACAGAAAUUUGUUAAAGAGUGGGCUAAAAAUGACAAGAACUCAGUUUUAACCUGGCUUAUUGAUGCAGCAAAGGCAAUGACAAAGAGCAAAAAAGAAGAAGUUGUAUUUCCACUUCACGCCUUUAAACUUAAUUUGCUAAAAGGGGAAAAAGUCAGUUUGAUUGGACUUCUUAACAAUUUGUACAAGGAAACAGAAGAAUUUGCGAUCUCCGACUUUGAACAUCUCAAAGUUUUAUUUAUUUUGGAUGGUUUGGAUGCUUAUCAGCCUCCUCUUGACUUUGACAACAAUGACACCUUGACUGAUAUCAGAGAGCCAGCUUCAGUGGGUGUGCUACUGACGAACCUCAUCAGAGGUGACCUGCUUCCUUCUGCCCAGCUCUGGAUAACUUCCCGACUGAAGCUGCCUAAUGGACGUGUCGACAGGAUGACAGAAAUACGAUGUAAGCCUGAUGUCGCAAGUCAAUGGAUGCUGAAAUCUCAGCUGAAGGAGCAAUUCACCCAUGUGUCAGAGGGGAUGGAUAUGCAGAAAACCUCUGCUCUUCUGAACGAGAUCUAUACAGAUCUCUACAUCAUAGAAGGAGAGAGAGGAGAGGUCAAUGUUCAGCAUGAGAUCAAACAAGUUCAAGAUGCAAAGUUCAAACCAGUGGGACAAGAAACAUCUAUUAAGUAUCAUGACAUCUUCAAACGAUCUGAAGAACAAAAAAGAGAAAUUAGAACUGUGCUGACAUUAGGAGUGGCAGGCAUCGGAAAGACAUUUGCGACAAAGAAGUACAUGCUGGACUGGGCUGAAGAUGAGGCCCACAGGGAUAUAUUUUAUAUGUUUCCACUUUCUUUUCGAGAGCUGAAUUUGAGAAAAGACCAAGAACACAGCUUAGAGGAUCUCAUCAAUCAGUUUUGCCCGGCUAUGAAGACAUCAGAAAUAACUGACUAUGACAAAUACAGAAUCCUAGUUGUCCUGGAUGGCCUUGAUGAAUGCCGCCUUGAGCUUGUCUUUGAUAAAAGUUACCCCUGGACAGAUAUUAGGAAGCCAACCUCAGUGAGUGUUCUGCUGACAAACCUCAUCAAAGGAAAUCUGCUUUCCAAAGCUCAAAUCUGGAUCACCUCCCGACCUGCAGCAUCCAACAUUAUUCCUACUGAUAAAGUUGACCGGGUUACAGAGGUGCGAGGAUUUAAUGAUGAGCAGAAGGAUGAGUACUUCAGGAGGAGAUUCAGUGAUAAGGAUUUUGCUGAGCAAAUCUUGUCUCAUGUCAAGGAAUCAAGGAGCCUUUAUAUCAUGUGUCACAUCCCUGUCUUCUGUUGGAUCACAGCAACAGUUCUGGAAGACUUUGUGAACAGAAACCAAGAAGGAGGAAUGCCCAAAACUCUGACUGACAUGUACAUAUACUUCCUUGUGCUACAGUGCAGACAGGCUAAUGUGAAGUAUGGUGCAGAUGAGACAGGUGACAGUUCUGAGACAGAUUCAUGCUGGAAUACAAGGAACAAGGAAACAAUCAUGUUUCUGGGGAAACUGGCAUUUGAGGGGCUAGAAAAAGGAAGCCUUCUCUUCACUGAAGAAGACUUGACAGAGUGCGGUGUUGACAUAGAGAAAACUGCAGUCUUCUCAGGAUUAUUCACUCAGAUUACACGAGAAAGCUGUGGACUUUACCAACAGAAAUUGUUCUGCUUUGUCCAUCUGAGCAUUCAAGAGUUCCUGGCAGCUUUUCAUGUCUUCCACACAUUCAAUAACACAGGUAAAAAUCUGCUUACCAUGCCUGAUUCAACAGCUGAAGACUUGUCUGCAUCAGACUUCUACAAGACAGCGGUUGACAAAGCUUUGGGUAGCAAAAAUGGAGAUUGGGAUCUAUUUCUCCGCUUCCUGCUAGGCCUCUCUCUGGAGACCAAUCAGAAUCUACUGCAAGAGCUGCUGAAGAAAACAGAAAACAACAAGAAGACCAAUGAAGAAACCAUUGGGUACAUCAAAGAAAAGAUUCGGGAAGAGAAUAGUGAUGCUGAUAGAAAUUGCAACCUUUUCUACUGUCUGAAUGAACUAAAUGACCACUCUCUUGUGAAGGAAGUUAAAGAUUAUCUGCGCUCAGGAACACAUACAUUUGAAAAUUUCUCCGCCUCCCAGUGGUCAGCUCUGACAUUUGUGCUGCUGACAUCAGAUGAGAAGCUUGAUGUGUUUGAUCUGAAAAAGUACCUGAAAUCAGAGAAAGUUCUUCUAGGGAUGUUGCCAGUGGUCAAAGUCUCCAAAACUACUCUGCUGAGUUGGUGUGAGCUCUCUGAGAAAUCCUGCAGAGGUCUGUCAGCCUCAGUCCUCAGCUCUGCAUCCUGUAAUCUCACAGAGCUGGACCUGAGUCAUAACGACCUGCUGGAUUCAGGUGUGGAGCUGCUUGCUGAAGGCCUACGGAGCGUACACUGUAAACUGGAGAUUCUCAAGCUGUCAGGCUGUCAGGUGACGGAGAAGGGCUGCUCAUUCCUGGCCUCAGCUCUUAAGUCCAAUGCCUCCUCACUGAAACAUCUGGAUCUCAGUUACAAUCACCUAGGAGCUGAUGGAGAGAAGAUGCUCUCUGAUAUAGCUACAGAUCCAAAUAAGAGCCUGAAGACAGUCUGUGUGGACCAUGGUGGAGCACAUCGAUUAAAGCCAGGGCUGAAGAAGUAUGGUGCAGAUCUGAAGCUUGAUGGAAACACUGCAAGCAAGAGGCUUGUUCUGUCUGAAGGGAACAGAAGAGUAAAAACUGUGGAUACAGUGAAGGAGAAGGUGGAACGACCUGAAAACAGUGACAGGUUUAAGAGGAGUCAGGUGUUUUGUGAUGAAGGCCUAAAAGGCCUCUGCUACUGGGAGGUGGAGUGGGAAGGGACAGUCGGCAUCGCACUGGCAUAUAGAGCAGUGGGUAGGAAAUGGGAUAGAAGUGGUGGUCUAGGAUGCAAUGAGAUGUCCUGGAGUCUGCUCUGCUCACAGGAUGGACACACUCCCCUACAUGGGGAGAAAUCCACAGUGGUCUUCCCAAAUAUCCAUAGGAAUAAAAAGCCCAGAGUGCCCAUUUUCCCAAAAAUAGCAGUGUUUUUGGACUGGGAAGGUGGUACUCUGACUUAUUACGGUGUCACAUCAGAAAAGCUGAGCCUCAUACACACCUUCCAUGCCCGAUUCACAGAACCCCUCUUCCCAGGCUUCUGGUUUCAGAAGGGCUCUGUGACUUUGAAAGAGAUUGAAUGAGGAAAGUACUGUAGUGAUCAGGCAAGCUGUUUUUGUGAGCUGAUGAAAGUUGUCGUAGGUUUUUAAUUAUAUGUAAUGUUCAUCACUUUCUGCCUAAACUGAUGAACGUAUUAAGGAGAGCAGCAGGUACAAACAUGCUCCAGAGAAUUGAGCAUAUAUACAGAUGUAAAUGUGCAGGAUUUGAUCAGCUUUGUUCCUGCUUGAUAGAGUAUUCUUGUUUCAUUUAAGUUUUAAGGAAAUUAGUUGCUUUUAGAAUUCAACGUAUUUUAUGUCAAAUUGUCUGUGUCAAUGUGGGGUAGACUGUAAUAAAAGAGGAAAGUGUCAUGGAACUGCCCGUAUGCUAACCCACAAUCUGUUUGUACAGGACCACUGAGCGACUGCCAUUAAUAGUUUAUGACGUGUUUUAUGUUUAAUGUAGCACAUAGAAUAAUUGGCAUGAAUAAUUAUGUGCACAAUAGUAAAGAAUGUAUAAAAUCCAUUAUAUUUUUUUGA